This is a messenger RNA of Thyridium curvatum, 765 nucleotides long. RefSeq lists its product as uncharacterized. Bases 1 to 765 code for a protein of 254 amino acids. Gene Ontology annotation, molecular function: oxidoreductase activity, acting on NAD(P)H, oxygen as acceptor. The transcript has 2 exons. NCBI's taxonomy places the organism in Eukaryota, Fungi, Ascomycota, Sordariomycetes, Thyridiales, Thyridiaceae. Gene Ontology annotation, cellular component: intracellular anatomical structure. The record is from RefSeq and is a predicted model, not a curated record.
AUGACCGAUCAACCUCGGAUCCUUAUUGUUGGCGGUGGCUCGGGAAUAGGCGACUGCAUUACAGACUUCCUCGUUCGGAAGCAUAAUGCCAAGGUCAUAGUCCAGAGCUUGCACGUAUCAGACCGGGUCGAAAGAUUAGCACGCCAGGGCCAAAUUAUCCUUGUUCAUGGCGAUGCAACCAAAACAAAGGUUUUGGAUCAGACAUUCAAUGCUGUUCAAGAGAGCCUCGGCGGUUUGGAUGCCCUCGUUAUCACCAUGGGCGUCAUCGGGGAGAUCGAGACCGUGAGCCGCAUGGAUAUGAGCAAGAUGCGCGCAGCAUUCGAGGUCAACUUACUCGUACCAGUCCAGCUUUGCCAACAAUAUCUUCCCUUGCUCAAGAAGACUCACGGCCGUAUUAUUGUCCUUUCAUCCGCCGCGGAUAACGAGGUCAAAUACGCGGGCUGGAGUCCGUAUUGCUCAAGCAAGGCAGCACUGACGCGCUUCAUUCAAGUGCUGGGCCACGAAGAAGACGACGUGCGCAUCUUUGGCGUUUACCCGGGCCUCACCCGGACGCCUAUGGUUACAGACUUGGUUUCGGGGAGGUUCCGCGGGAAGAUGAAGGAUGACGAGAUUGCAGAGUUUCAGCGUCGUGACCGCGACGGCGAGAUAGAGCCCCCCGAGUGGACAGCAAACGUGGUUGCAAAGCUGGCGGUAUCUGCAGUUCAUGCUGGGGACUCUGGCUCCGUUCGCUGGUACCAUGAAAUUGAUCCCAAUUACAAGGGGUAG